CUGAGGAGCAGAGCUCAAGUAAAUCAAGCCAGCAUUCGGGUCUGUCUGACUGAGCACUGCUUCAUCCUCCCUCCUCCCUACACAUUGGAUUGGAUAUCAGCCGUCCUCACAAGUAUGUUAAAUCUAAAAGCAACCAGCAACACAAGGAGUUAGUGGCAGCAUCUUCAUUUCCAUUGUAGCUCAUUCAAAGAGUAAAGGCAUGACCAGCGGUGAUCCCAAGGAAUACCUGGCAAGAAGAGAGAUCCCACAGCUAUUUGAGGGACUUUUGAAUGGAUUAAUGUAUUAUAGACCAGAUGAUCCAGUAGAUUAUUUGGAAAACUGUUUGCAGAAAGUGAAGGAAUUGGGAGGCACAGAGAAAGUAAGAUGGGACACUUUUGUAGGCCCUGACAAGAGGAAUUUACCCCCACUCAAUGGUGGACAAACUAGACGAUCCUUUUUCAGAAAUGUUUUGCCGGAAGGAGGUAAUUUCCCUUACCGUCGCUAUGAUCGAUUGCCACCAAUUCAUCAGUUCUCCAUAGAAAGUGAUACAGACCUCUCAGAAACUGCAGAGCUGAUUGAAGAAUAUGAAGUCUUUGAUCCUUCCAGGCCUCACCCAAAAAUAAUACUUGUCAUAGGUGGUCCUGGCAGUGGAAAGGGAACUCAGAGCCUGAAAAUAGCAGAGCGAUAUGGCUUUGAAUAUAUAUCAGUGGGCGAGUUGUUAAGAAAGAAGAUCCACAGCACAAGCAGCAACAGAAAAUGGAGCCUAAUUGCUAAGAUAAUAACAACAGGCGAAUUAGCACCGCAGGAAACUACCAUUACUGAAAUAAAGCAAAAACUAAUGCAAAUGCCAGACUCUGAAGGCAUCGUUAUAGAUGGAUUUCCUCGAGAUGUAGCUCAGGCUCUCUCCUUUGAGGAUCAAAUCUGCACUCCAGAUUUAGUGGUAUUCCUGGCCUGUGCCAGUCUCAAGCUGAAAGAACGCUUACAGAAACGUGCUGAGCAACAAGGGCGCCCAGAUGAUAAUCUUAAAGCUAUCCAGCGGAGACUUAUGAAUUUCAAGCAGAAUGCAGUCCCGCUGGUCAACUACUUCCAGGAAAAAGGUCUCAUUAUCACAUUUGAUGCUGACAGGGAAGAGGAGGAAGUGUUCUGUGAUAUCAGCGCUGCCGUUGACAAUAAACUCUUUCCUGCAAAGAAGCCUGUGGCAGAGCCAAGUGAGCUUGACCUUAGUCUUAUUAUAGACAGUGUGGAAGCUGUUGACUUGGAGCCACAUUUUGAAGAUCAGAGGCCAGAGCUGAUGCAACCCUUUGGAGAUGACUACCGGCUAGGAGAAGAGCUGAAGAAGGCAAAAGUAAUCUUUGUUGUCGGAGGUCCAGGAUCUGGCAAAGGAACCCAGUGUGAAAAGCUAUCACAGAAAUAUGGAUUAUCAUCACUGGCAGUCAGUGAGCUUCUGCAGAAUGACCUAGGAAAUUUUACAGAGAGAAGCAAACUAAUCAAAGAUGUCAUGGAGCAUGGAGAUCAGGUGCCAAUGGAUAUUAUCCUUGAACUCCUUAAAGAAACUAUGACUUCUUGCCUUGGGAACGCAAAAGGAUUCCUUCUUGAUGGAUUUCCACGUGAAACCAAACAGGCAGAAGAAUUCGAAUGCAAGAUCAGCAAGCCAAACAUUGUGCUUUACCUGGAUUGUUCUUCUGAAACUAUGACCAGUCGUCUCCUGAACAGAAGUAAGGCCAGCCAUCGGAAUGAUGUUAACACAGAAACCAUCAGAAGGAGGCUGGAUGCAUACUACCAAGCUGUUGAUCCCAUAAUUACAUAUUAUGAAAGAAAAUCUCUUUUAUAUAAGAUUAAUGCAGAAAGAUCUCCAGAAGAUGUUUUUCUCCACAUUUGCUCAGCAGUGGAUUCUGUUUUCUGAGGG
Xenopus laevis (African clawed frog) is the source of this 1885-nucleotide messenger RNA. RefSeq names its product adenylate kinase isoenzyme 5 (gene ak5.L). The transcript is spliced from 15 exons. The record is from RefSeq and is a predicted model, not a curated record. Bases 200 to 1882 code for a protein of 560 amino acids. Lineage: Eukaryota; Metazoa; Chordata; Amphibia; Anura; Pipidae.